UCAUGGGAAGAUCUCAGGAUUUAUUGGAUGCAGCAAGAACUGGCAAUAUUAGUGUUGUUGCCAAAAUUCUGGAGCAUUAUGCCAAAAAAGGAGGUCCACUUUCUAGUUUUCGACGCAGUCCCAGUAUAAAUGCACAGGAUAUGAAUGGUUACACCCCGCUACAUCAUGCCUGCCUAAAUGGUCACGAAGAAAUUGUACGCCUCCUAUUGGCUAGCGAUGCUGCCACCGAUAUACCAGAUAUACGUGGUUCAACGCCACUUUAUUUGGCAUCAUGGGCAAAUAAACCAGAUAUUGUAAAAAUGCUAUUAAUGCAUCCCCGCCGACCGGCAAAUCCCAAUGCACAAAAUUCACAAAAUGAAACACCACUGCAUUGUGCUGCCGAGCAUGGUCACAAUGCUGUUGUUGCAAUACUCUUAGCCUAUGGUGCUGAUCCAACAAUACGUAAUAAUAGUUUUCAAACUGCAUUAGAUUUGGCAUCACAAUUCGGACGAUUACAAGUGGUACAAUUACUGAUACGAACACAUCCUGAAUUAAUUGAACCAUUUCGUGUGUACGACGAAAUGGUGGCUUUGGAGAAUGGUCAUUCACCACCGUAUACGAUAACACCAACCAAACAUAUUUAUACACAUUCAUGUUUACAUUUGGCGGCACGUAAUGGUCAUAAAAAAGUUGUCGAAACACUACUGGCAGCCGGUGUUGAUGUAAAUAUUUUGACAAAUUCCGGUUCGGCACUGCACGAAGCGGCAUUGUGUGGUAAAAAAUCGGUGGUUUGUACAUUAUUACGAGCCGGUAUCGAUCCAUAUGCUGUUGAUGGUAAUGGCCGAACGGCAUUGGAUAUUCUAGUUGAUUACCCACCGCAUGUCACUUAUGAAAUUGUUUCGAUAAUUAAGGAUUUUUGCCAAGACAGCAGUAACAUGGAAAAUAAAACCCAUUUCAUGCCAAUUAAAGAUGUAAAUGACAAUACAACAUUAUCGAAUUAUGAGGAUGAUGCAAGAUGUGAAGAAAACAAAAUAAUGGAGCAACGGAAUUUCCAUCAUCAUCCGAAUUCUGUAGAACCUCCACAUUCAAUGGCAAAGAAUUCUAUGGAACGUCAAAUAUCCAUCGAUCGUUAUACACCAAUGGAACCAAUACUAAAUCCAAAAACAACAAUACCAAAGAGUAAUCGUUCAACUCCAGAAACUAUACUAGAAUAUAAACCGGUCUAUGCCACAAAUCUUCUAAAUCGUCGUUUGGGUACACUCAACACCGAAAAAAUAUUUCCCAAAUUAGAAACGUAUAGAAAAAAGGAGGAAGAAAAGAUGCCGGCCGUCAAUUCCACACAAUAUUAUUGUGUAGAUGAAUAUGUUGAAAUGAAAUUGCCCGGUGGAAGUGCCGGUAAUACACCCCGAACGCCAGUUGGUAUAGAUCACCAACCACAAAUACCGUUACCAAGUCCUAGAAAAAAUCUUGAAUAUUGCGAUUAUGCAAAUAUUAGUGUUAUUAUGGAUAAUGCUCAAAAUAAUAAUCGACGGCGCCAAGACAAUGAGCAAGAUGAUGAAGCUGAUUGUAAUAACAAUGAUAUUCAACCAAAGACAACGUCUACAACAAGCAACAAUAAGUUCGAUACGAACAACAACAACGAUUCUCGAAGACAAAGUCAGGACAGAUCUGUACACUCGCCAACCCCCGAUUGUCCUCCACCAUCGGCUUUUCAAGCAGAAACCACAAUAUUCGAAUUUGUGAAACCACCACCGGAUAAAAGUUGGAAACGUAAAUCAUUACAAUUGCAAAAUCGCAAUUCCCAAUUCUACAAUAAUCUAAAAUCCUUUAUAUGGGAAGAACAAAUGGAGCCACCAGAAGAAGAACAAUUUGAUUCGAUAAGCAGUUCAAGGGUAUCUGAAUGUGUUGAAGAGUUUGUGGGUGAUGUACCUUUUGCCGGUUUGUUUAAAGGUUCUUCAUUGAAUUUGGCCUGCCCCGAUCCGAGUCAAGAAACAAAUCAAAAAAGUCAAGCUAUUGAAGAGUUGCCAAGUGGUUUGAGAUCUCCCAGUUUGGUUAAGUCUGUUAAACCAAUGCCCACAAAAUGGUCUUCGGUAAAUCUUCAAACACCCACCGGCAAUGAAGAAAAAACCAUAGAAAAUCUCAUUACAACGAAGGAAAUAAAAGAUCCCAUCACCACGAAUGAAAAUGAAUUUGAUUUUGAUGCCUCAAAAGUAUGGGAUGAGAUAAAUACAAUUUUUGAAAGUAUUGGAAAUGAAGUUUCCGCAGCCAAUAAUGAAACCAACAAUACAACAUUAGAGGCUAUAAAUGAUGAAUGUAAUUAUUUAUCGAAUACAUUGCGUAAAAAGACUUUAAACAUAAGAAAACCAGCUGAUUUGCUAUUAAUAUCACCCGAAGAACAAGAUAUCAAUCCGAAUUGGUGUCAUUCGGCCAACACAUUGAUAUAUGGUUAUGUUCUAUAUGAUGUUUAUUAUUUGGGUUCUACUGUCAUCCGAGAGUUACAUGGUACGGUCUCGACUAGAAAAUCCAUACAGAAGUUAAAACGUGAAGAGACACCUGCUCCCAUGGAGUACAAAGCCCAAGAUGGCAGUAUAAUAGAGGAUAUUAACUGUUCAACGCGAAUUCUAAAAGAAACAAACGAACAGACACGUUUGAAAGUUGGCAUAGCCCUGUCACAUGCCGGUGUUCGAUUUAUUGAUACGGAAAAUAAGAGUACCAUAAGUGUCCACGAUAUCGAAAAUAUCAAUUGUGUUAGCCAGGAUACAGAUGAUUUAAGAUAUUUUGCCUAUAUAACAAGAGAAAAGGAUACACACUAUUGUCAUGUCUUUAUGGUUGAUAGUUUGGAUUUGGCCACCGAAAUCAUACUAACACUGGGACAAGCCUUUGAGGUGGCCUAUCAAUUAUCGCUUAUCAAUCAAGAAGAAUCAUGUGCCAAUAAUUUAUCCGAUGAAUUAACAACUGUUGAGGAGGAAACUAAACGUAUUAGUUAUUGCGAUAUUGUGGAUAAUAUUUAA
Musca vetustissima is the source of this 2990-nucleotide messenger RNA. RefSeq lists its product as uncharacterized. Lineage: Eukaryota; Metazoa; Arthropoda; Insecta; Diptera; Muscidae. Gene Ontology annotation, molecular function: protein binding. The record is from RefSeq and is a predicted model, not a curated record. Bases 3 to 2990 code for a protein of 995 amino acids. Gene Ontology annotation, cellular component: cytosol. The transcript has 10 exons.